Messenger RNA from Colletotrichum aenigma, 183 nucleotides. RefSeq lists its product as uncharacterized. The record is from RefSeq and is a predicted model, not a curated record. Lineage: Eukaryota; Fungi; Ascomycota; Sordariomycetes; Glomerellales; Glomerellaceae. The transcript has a single exon. The coding region runs from base 1 to 183 and encodes 60 amino acids.
AUGAGCCUCGACGCGAGCGUUACUGUCUUAGACACGGGCGCGGGCCUACCCGCUUCGGCCGUUGUCAGCAUAAGCAACCCGGCACUCGAAUGCCGAACGUUCUCUUGCAAUGUUUGCGAUGAUUCAGAUAGAAGUUUGAACGUUCUGUACCAAUGGAAAAGGGUUUCAUCUAAAUACUGCUGA